CAGAAAGAUGGGCAACAGGAACGUGUACUAAGAGCUUCUCACAGCAAAGUCACAUGGAACUACCAUUCUUUAAAAAAUGAUAUCAUACAUGUGAAGGGAUUUUUUUCUAAUGGUAACUCUGAGGCCUGGAGCUGACAAGAUGGGCUUAGAGAACCUCCUGCCUCCUCAACAGAUCUGGAUCAUUUUAAUAGGAUUUUCUCUGCUGUCUUUGGCAGAGACAUACGGAUUCAGUAAAUGUGCACAAUAUGAAUUGGACAUUCACCAUGUUUUCUGCAUUCGGAAGAAGAUCACCAACUUGACAGAUGCCAUUUAUGACAUCCCUGGAUACACUACUCACCUCAACCUGACACAAAACCAAAUUGAGGUCCUUCCUCCCCAUUGCUUCACUAAUUUGUCUGCUCUGGUGGACUUGCGACUGGAGUGGAAUUCCAUUUGGAAGAUUGAGGAGAGGGCCUUUUGGGGACUUGGAAAUCUGACCCUUUUGAAUUUAGUAGAAAAUAAGAUUCAAAGUGUGAACAACUCCUUUGAGGGCUUGUCCAACCUGGAAACUUUGCUCCUGAGCCAUAAUCAAAUUACUAAUAUUCACAAAAAUGCCUUUGUUACUCUUUUAAAAUUAAAACACUUAAGUUUAUCUAGAAAUUUUAUUACUAAUAUUUCCAAUAUUCUUGAAGCAGUUCAGCAUCUUCCUCACCUAGAAUACCUUGAUCUCACUAACAAUAGCAUCAUCUCUUUGGACCACAGUCCCAGGUUAUUGGCCUCACUGACCCAGCUGAGCCUGCAGGGGAACAAGCUAAUGGAAUUAAAUUUCUCUGCUUUGUCACUGCCUAAUCUGACCACUCUGGAUGUCUCUCAGAAUAGCCGUGGGGUCAUCCAGAAUGUUGCUCUGGAAACUUUACCCCAGCUGAGGAGCUUGAAUCUAAGUGGAACAUUGGUAAAACUGGAGAUGCUUCCAACCAAACACCUGCAGAAUCUAAGGGAAAUGGACCUUAGUGCCCGGGAGUUUAGAGGUGGUCAUUUAAACUUGAACAGUGUGUGUCACCUCCUCAGACACUUGCCCAGGUUACAGGUUUUGAUUUUUAGAAAAAAGGCUACUGAUGCAGGUGACAUAAAACACCUUGCCAACUGCACCAGGCUUUUGUUCCUUGACCUGAGCCAAAAUAAUAAUCUGGUUCACCUCAAUGACAGUGAGUUCAAUGCUAUGCCCAGCCUUCAAAGGCUGAAUCUAAAUAAGUGCAAACUUUCCUUUGUCAGCAACCGGACCUGGAGUGUCCUCCAGAACUUGACAGCUCUAGAUCUGUCAAACAACAAGUUUGAAAGAUUUCCAGAUUUUGCAUUUUCACCCUUGAGAUACCUACAAUCUCUUUUCCUCUCUAGAAAUCCCAUCACAGAACUCAAUGCUAUGGCCUUCUAUGGGCUGUAUUAUUUGAAGGAGCUCAACUUGGCUGGGUGUUGGAUAGUGAAAAUUGACAAAUAUGCCUUUGCUCAAUUUCCAAAUUUGGAGAGUUUAGACCUUGGUGACAACAAUAUUAGGAUUCUAAAACGCAGAACUUUUCAGUUUCUGAAGAAACUCCAAGUUCUGAUUCUCUCCCGGAACCGCCUGAAUAUUAUAGAGAAGUAUGCAUUUUCUGGCCUCACUUAUCUCUAUAAACUUGACCUGGCAUACAACAUCUUGUCAAGUUUUGGGACAGGUAUUUUCUUGGGCCUUGAAAAUCUAGAAGUUUUGAAUCUCAGUUUUAAUAAAAUUACAUAUGAAACCACUAGGACCUUGAUAUCUCCUCCAUUUAUGAACCUCAAGUCUUUGAAACAACUCAACCUAGAAGGACAAAUGCAUGGGAUUCAGGUUGUUCCAACCAACUUCUUCCAAGGACUGGAUGGCUUGCAGGAGCUACUACUAGGCAAAAAUUCCAUGGUAUUCUUGGACCAUCUCCAAUUUGACUCCCUUACUAAUCUCACAAAGUUGGAUAUCUCAGGAACAAAAUCUGGAGACCGAAGUCUCUAUUUAAAUAUUUCCUUAUUCCAAAAACUCAAAAGACUAAAAAUGCUGCGCCUGGAAAACAACAACAUUGAGUCACUGACUCCUGGCAUGUUCUCUGGCUUAGAAAGCCUUCAGAUCUUCUCUUUAAGAUUCAACAACCUAAAAGUCAUUAAUCAAAGUCAUCUGAAGAACCUGAAGUCGCUGAUGUUCUUUGAUAUCUAUGGGAAUAAACUUCAGUGCAAUUGUGACAAUGUGUGGCUCAAGAACUGGUCAAUAAACACAAAAAAUGUCCAUAUCCCUUACCUCCAGAGCUAUCACUGUCAGCAGCCAAAUACCCAGAAUUUGUUGAUAGAUUUUGAUGAUGCUAUGUGUAAUUUUGAUUUAGGAAAGGUUUACUUCCUCUGCUCCUUCACUCUCAUCCUCACAACCAUGGUUGUCUCUUGGUUCAGUGCCAAGAUAACAUCAUCUCUAAGGUAUGGGCUCUACAUAUUUAGAGCCUGGUUCCUGGCCAAGUGGCAUAGGACAGAGAAGGAAUUCAUCUAUGAUGCCUUUGUCUCUUUCACUGCCACUGAUGAACAGUGGGUAUAUGAAGAGCUUGUUCCAGCCCUAGAAGAAGGUGGGCAGCCCACCUUUAAGCUCUGUCUUCACCACCGGGACUUUGAACCAGGUAUAGAUAUCUUUGAGAACAUACAGAAUGCCAUCAACACCAGCCGAAAAACUUUGUGUGUGGUAAGUAACCACUACCUGCGCAGUGAAUGGUGCUGCCUUGAAGUACAGCUGGCCAGCAUCAAGAUGUUCUAUGAGCAUGAGGAUGUUAUUAUCUUGAUCUUCCUGGAAGAGAUCCCAAACUAUAAGUUAUCCACCUACCACCGACUGAGGAAACUUGUGAACAGGCAGACAUUUAUCACUUGGCCAGACAGUGUACAUGAGAGGCCACUCUUCUGGGCUCGUAUUAGAAAUGCAUUGGGCAACAAAUCUGUGGAGAACGACAAUGCACAGCUAAUUGUGACUGAAUGACCAGAAGUCUAUGUGACCUUAAAUAUAAUGUUGCCCAAGUUAUGUAUAGGCUGAGAGUGUGACUGAAUGUACCUGUUGUGCAGGGAAAAGGACAAGCUGCUCAUGACCAUCAGACCUAGGGUAAUUUGGUUAAUGUCCAUUGGGCAAUUGGAAGAAUGAAGGAGGGAGGGCUGCUUGAGGAAGCUUCAAGAACAGUGUCCCCACUCUAAGGGAAUGGAUAUCUGGCAAGUAUAUCUAUUUUAUUAAGGGGAAGACUUGGGAGACAAGUCGCCUGAAAGUAUGGGGAUCAGGAGAGCCCUCAUAUGUGCUUGAGAACAUUGUUAAACUAAUUUCUCCAAGUCAGUUUCUGUAAAGAUAGAUAGAAUUGGCUCUCUUGCACACACUCUACUCCAGGGAGCAAGGCCAUGCCAUUCCCUUUCUCCUUCCCUUCCUCCACAGGCAUAUAUCCCCCAACCACUAAGGGACCCCAGGAGACUUGCAAACAUGGCAGAUUGGCUGCUGCAGCUUGUUCUGGGAUAACCCUCUUAACCUGUCUCCAAGGCCCCCUUUUCUCUGACUUCCCAGUGAGCUAAAGAAGCCCAGCCAUUUUCUCUCUUGACUGGCGUGCUCCUCGUUUGGAAUGUAAGCAGCCUGGCCAUUUUGUCUCACACUCUCUCAGCUGGCACAUGCCUUUUUGGGAAUGUAUCUUCAAUAAACCCCAUUUUGCUUUACUUUUGUUUUUGUUGACCUUAAAAUAUUUUCUGCAUCAACUAAAAGAACUGAGGCCCUAGCCAGUAACCCCAGUCGGUAACAUCUUUGUGGCGCUGUGACUCGGAUUGCACAAACCAUAAGUCUUCUGGCCAUGAGGCUGGAGAAAGGGCUAUUUACUCUUCCUUCUUGUCCAGGAUUGGGAAGGCAAGGCAGUAGUUCUAGUUAAAGGGGUAUAAUUGCCUUCAAGCAGAAAACUAAAGCAACUAUGAGUGCCUGGGGAUGACUUGGCACUGACGAUACAAGGCACAUCUUCCCUCCAGAGUGCAAGCAGACACUCUCAGGUGACUGAGGAUCAUUGUAGAGGUGUCUGAG
Messenger RNA from Eptesicus fuscus (big brown bat), 4054 nucleotides. Its product is annotated as toll-like receptor 13. Gene Ontology annotation, cellular component: membrane. Bases 110 to 2992 code for a protein of 960 amino acids. Lineage: Eukaryota; Metazoa; Chordata; Mammalia; Chiroptera; Vespertilionidae. The record is from RefSeq and is a predicted model, not a curated record. Gene Ontology annotation, biological process: toll-like receptor signaling pathway; immune response. Gene Ontology annotation, molecular function: protein binding; transmembrane signaling receptor activity. The transcript is spliced from 2 exons.